Gossypium arboreum is the source of this 1260-nucleotide messenger RNA. Its product is annotated as acyl-CoA--sterol O-acyltransferase 1-like. Lineage: Eukaryota; Viridiplantae; Streptophyta; Magnoliopsida; Malvales; Malvaceae. The coding region runs from base 142 to 1185 and encodes 347 amino acids. The record is from RefSeq and is a predicted model, not a curated record. Gene Ontology annotation, biological process: lipid metabolic process. The transcript has a single exon.
AUAAAAAUGUGACAAACCUUGGGAACGCCCACAUGCUAUAGUGACGUUCAGUCUUUUUAAAUCGAAUACGUAAGGUUAAUAUCCAGCAACAAUAUGGUAUUAUUAUCAUCGUUUCUUACUCCCAUUUGAUAUAAUCCAUCAAUGGCGAGCGAAGGGAUAAACAAGUUCAUCAAGCUUUGGCUCUACAUAAUCAUUUCCCUAUGCUACUGCUACUACAUAGGUAGGACCAAGAAAACCCCUAUAGGAAUUGUACGGCUUCUUUGUUUAUUGCCAGUUAUGUGCCUAUUCCUCGCCAUCCCACUCAACAUCUCCUCCAUACAUUUCGCUGGUACCACUGCUUUCUCCAUCUCUUGGCUUGCUAACUUCAAGCUUUUACUUUUCGCCUUCGGCAAAGGCCCUUUAUCAUCCCCAUCUCUCUCUGUACCUCGUUUCAUUGCCCUUGCUUGUUUCCCUAUCAAAAUCCAACAACACCCUUCACAUCUAAAUGCCUAUCAAACACCUACAAACUAUGCAAUCAAGGUUCUGCUUUUUGCCUUUUUGCUUAGUGUAUAUGACUAUACGCACCAUAUCCACCCUACGAUCUUGUUGGUUCUGUAUUGUUUUCAUGUAUACUUUUGUCUAGAGAUUAUCCUAGUAACGGUGGCGACCUUGACUCGAGCCUUGUUGGGUCUCGAGCUAGAAAAACAGUUUAACGAACCCUAUCUCUCCACCUCGCUGCAAGAUUUCUGGGGUAGGAGAUGGAACCUCAUGGCAACUAGUGUUCUACGACCGACGGCGUACGAACCUGUCCGGAACACCGCUGCCCGUUUCAUUGGUCAUAAAUGGGCUCUGCUUCCGGCGGUUUUCGGGACUUUUGUGGUGUCGGGAAUCAUGCACGAGCUGAUUUUCUAUUACCUGGGACGCGUGUGGCCGACAUGGGAAGUCAUGCGGUUCUUUCUUCUCCAUGGAGUAUGUGUGACGGCGGAGAUCGUUCUGAAGAACGCGUUUGCGGAUAAAUGGCCGUUGCCCAGGGCGGUUUCUACGCCGUUGACGGUUGGAUUCGUGAUGAUUACUGGUAACUGGCUAUUUUUCCCACCGCUUCUACGGUGUGGGGCUAAGGAGAGGGCGCUUGAAGAGUACGCGGUGCUAGGCGCGUUUAUUAAGAAUGUCACUACGCUAACCUUCAGCUCUUUCCAGUCACAAUGAUUCUGGUGCGUUAUCUUUGAGAUAUUUGAGAUGUUUGGUGCUAUUCUUAGAAUAAAAAGUUUACAUGUCAUAAAA